Messenger RNA from Caenorhabditis auriculariae, 1368 nucleotides. Lineage: Eukaryota; Metazoa; Nematoda; Chromadorea; Rhabditida; Rhabditidae. The record is from the annotation of a GenBank genome assembly.
AUGUCGACGCUCACUAUUACGGUUUCAAAACCGAAAAGAAAAGUAAUAGGUUUGUUCCUUCUCCAUUUUUUUUACAUUUUUUAUCAGCUUUUCAGAUACAACUGACUAUAGUAUUGGUAACAUGAAAAAAGAGUUGUUAUGGGUGCAACGAACUCAAGCAAAAAAAGCAUUCCAAGAUGUGAGUUUUUGUUUUUGUGAAAUACCUAUCAAAUAAUUGUAGACAAUGGAGCAACUGAAGAAGUGUUGCACUAGCCUUCACCUCUCGCAGAAGUGCGAUCCACGUCUUGGUGUUCAGAAUGCAAAUCCUGGUACCGAAAGAUACAAUCUUUUACCAAAGCAAGGCGGAGACAAUCUAAAGGUAUCUUUUUAUUUUUAUCCAAGAAAAAAAAAAUUAAAUUUGAGGCGAUUGUUUCUUUGCUCGGUGAUAACGUCAUACAAGCCGAGGUGACUAUUAAAAACCCUAAAGUGGCUGGCGGAUUUUUCCGCUCAGUGGCUCAGCCUGACGUUCAGUGGAAAUUGCAACAACUGCAGGUGAAAGAAAUUGCAACAACUCUUUUUAAUUCUUUCAAGCUCUUUAUUUCAGGACCUCGGUAACCACAUUGCACGAGCGACUAUUUCCCUUUGUGAAAUGGAAAAUAAUUUGAACGCACGGUGUGAAAGUGACAGUGAUAGGUAAAACUUUUGCAUGUAGAGUUUUUUUGAAUUGUUUUUUUCAGCUUUUCUGUCGAAACGGGGACUUUGCUUUUGAAUGAAGCCAGGGCGAUCAAAGACGAGAUAUCUUUUGCCCGAUCCUCUAUCCUACUUCCAAGAAAACGGUAUUUUUUGAAGUUUAUCAGCUUCAAAAUGAGUAAGUAAAAGCAAUUGUUUUCUUGAUUGGGGAUUUUUAAGAUCUGUAUAUUGUUUAGAAGGGUUCAAUGAAUUUUUUUCCUAAUAGGUACUUGAUAUUCCAGAAGCCUUUUGGAGUUGUGUUAUUUUCCACCUACUCGGAAGUUUGUUCCACCUCUUCCUCAGGACAAUCUUCUCUCUUUCUACAUUUCCAGCUGCAGAUUGGUAUACUUAUGCGAGCUCUGUAAACUCAGCAGCAAUAUGUUUUAGGUUUGCGCUUCCUACCAAAUUGUCCCAAAAACCGUCAAUCCUCAAGGGCUCACUGUUUUCAUGUCCGAGUGUCAACUGCCUUUUCUCGACGAGGUUAGUAUUUUUUUUUAUUGAAGAAAAAUAAGGUUUUAACACUUUCAUUUUUUGGAGUUCUCUCUCAUUUUGUUCUCUUUUCAGGUUUUGGAAAGCUUGAAUCUGGCGAUGCUUUCCCUGCAGAAGCUUAUCAGCUAUUUGGACAUGUGUCGACCACCUAUUACAGCCAAUUUAUCGUAA